Mucor velutinosus is the source of this 1686-nucleotide messenger RNA. Its product is annotated as Oxidored_FMN domain-containing protein. Gene Ontology annotation, biological process: intracellular signal transduction; protein phosphorylation. Gene Ontology annotation, cellular component: cytosol. The record is from RefSeq and is a predicted model, not a curated record. Bases 1 to 1686 code for a protein of 561 amino acids. Gene Ontology annotation, molecular function: ATP binding; protein serine/threonine kinase activity. NCBI's taxonomy places the organism in Eukaryota, Fungi, Mucoromycota, Mucoromycetes, Mucorales, Mucoraceae. The transcript is spliced from 2 exons.
AUGAUUCACCUUGUAAAUCAGAGGUACGAUAUUGUGACGCCGGAGAGAUCUGUUCCAUCUAGUCCAUCUUUGUCGCCUGCUGUUGUAACCCAUACAACUGCAACCAGUAGCAAGCCUCAGAGAAGAUCCUGGGAUCCCUCGGCUGUCGAUUUGUCUGAACUAUCCAAGCUAUUAGCAAGCAAUAACUCCAAAAAGAACCCUCGACCUCGCUCACAGCUAUUUCAAUCGUCCAAACCACCAUCGCCUACUCUCUCUACGUCAUCUGCAGAACCUACAUUUUGUACUAAUUCCAAUGCAGCAGCACCCAUUCUCUCUCAACAGCAACCCCGCCCUCUUUUGUCACACCGUCCAGCUAGCACUUGUUCCACUCCAUCUCAAUUUGUCUUCAAAAAGCCUGAAUACGAUGAAAGAUAUCAUCAAACGCAUUUUCAUAGAAGCAACAAGCAUGACUAUUACCAGCAACAGCAACAGCAGCAACAGCAAUCUCAAGAUCGCAAAGACUUAUUUCUGGCUUGGUCUGAUUUACGUCGAUUCUUUGUAAAUACACAACAAUCACAACAAUACCCUGUAUCACCUACUCACUCAACAUCAUCAUUUACUCAUCAGCCUACCACUGCAGAAAGUACGGUCAAAUCAGAUACAUUUGCAAAUCAGUUCAGACAAGACAUUGGAGGCAGAUAUGGCACAUGGGGCAGAUAUAUUGGAAAAGGUGCUGGUGGUUCAGUGAGAUUGAUAAGGCGUUCGGCAGAUCAAAAGACAUUUGCGGUUAAACAGUUUCGGAAGAGAUUAGCUCAUGAGAGUGAAAAGGACUACAUCAAAAAAGUUACUGCCGAGUUCUGUAUUGGAUCCACCCUUCAUCACCCGAAUGUCAUCGAAACACUGGACAUCAUCCAAGAAGGUUCCAGCUAUUUUGAAAUUAUGGAAUAUGCACCCAAUGAUCUGUUCAAUGUGGUGAUGAGUGGAAUGAUGUCUCGCGAAGAAGUGGCAUGCUGCUGGCGUCAGUUACUGAAUGGCCUCGAGUAUUUACAGUCAAUGGGCAUUGCUCAUCGCGACAUCAAGUUGGAUAAUCUGGUAUUGGAUCACCUCGGUAUACUCAAAAUCAUCGACUUUGGCUGCUCCACUGUGUACAAAUACCCAUUUGAAAACACCAUUACGCACACCAAAGGCAUUUACGGAUCUGAUCCAUACAUUGCACCUGAACAGUACACGCAACCCACCUAUGAUCCUCGCUUAUCUGACAUCUGGUCCUGUGGUAUCGUCUUUUUGUGUAUGACGAUACGCCGAUUCCCAUGGAGAAUACCUCGUUUAACAGACCCCUCCUUCCGUGCUUAUGCUACAAACCAAAAUCAACAACAAUUUAGACUCCUUAAAUUAUUACCACGUGAAGCGAGACCCGUGAUGGCUGGUAUCUUGGACAUUGAUCCCACUAGAAGAUCGAAUCUGCAGACAGUUUUAGCGGACAAAUGGGUACAGCAGAUUGAUGUGUGUCAAGUGCAUGAACCAGGCAAGAAGCACGUUCAUCACGUAUUGACACCGCCGCCAGCUAACUGUGGAAGAGAUAACUUGGUUGUCAUUACUCAAGAGCCUCCUGGCGUUGUCGCUGAAAAAGAGAAACGAAGACGAUCAAGUCGACCUGCUUCACCUAUACCACCUAAAGCCAAUGUAGCUAAAAACUCCUCUGCUUGA